GUAUGAUAUCAGAUCUCGAACAUGGACAUGUUGUUUGUGUAAUACACGAAAUAAUUUUCCAGUUCAAUAUGCCGGAAUGACUGAACAAAAAUUACCAGCAGAAUUAAUGCCUCAAUUUACUACACUUGAAUAUACUAUUCCAAAAGUACAACUUAUUCCUCCAAUUUUCAUGUUCGUUAUUGAUACAUGUAUUGAAGAGCCAGAAUUCACUCAGCUUAAACAAUCUAUUCAAUUGUCGUUGAGUUUCUUGCCACCGCAUGCUUUUGUUGGUUUGAUUACUUUCGGGAAAAUGGUACAUGUUCAUGAAUUGGAAGCUGGACCAAUCUCGAAAUCAUGGGUAUUCAAAGGAACAAAAGAUUAUACAGGCAAUCAAAUUCAGGUUAUGUUAAGUGUUGGUCGUAGUUCAAUGACAUCCGUUGGUCAACCUGCUGUAUUCAAUGCCAAUUCUCCUCCUAUGGCUCCUAAAGGAGGUGUUUACGGUACUGAACAACAUCAGCAACCACAGCAGCCACACCACCAACAACAACAACCUCCACAACCACAAAUGACUCAAUUACCAUACAACAGAUUUAUUCAACCAAUGGAACGGUGUGAUGCUUUAAUUACUGAUCUCCUAACUGAUUUACAACCAGAUCCAUGGCCUGUACCACAAGGUAAACGUCCAUUACGUUCAGUUGGUACAGCGUUAAGUAUUGCGAUUGGUCUGUUGGAAGCUGCUUAUCCUAAUACUGGUGCACGUGUUAUGCUAUUUCUUGGUGGUCCAUGUACACAAGGUCCUGGUAUGGUUGUGGAUGAUGAUUUAAAAAAUAUUAUACGUUCACAUCAUGAUAUGGAAAAAGAUAAUUGUAAAUAUAUGCGAAGAGCAAUGAAAGUAUGUUGUUGUUGUGGUUAUUUCUCUUCAUAA
Messenger RNA from Schistosoma turkestanicum, 904 nucleotides. NCBI's taxonomy places the organism in Eukaryota, Metazoa, Platyhelminthes, Trematoda, Strigeidida, Schistosomatidae. The record is from the annotation of a GenBank genome assembly.